AGAAACCCUCUUGCAAUUCCAGCACACCUCCUUCUGCCGUCUGAGACGUUUCCGAGACACAUUUCCACCACCGUUGGAAGAGAUUCACACCGUUAUGCUAUGUCUGCCUACAGGAGUUGUGCACCCGCCCAUAGUGGCUGGCUGAGCUUCAAAUGAAUAGCUAGAUCCGGUGUCGACCAUUUACCUCCUAUGCAUGAGUCGCAUCAUGACGGUCAAAUCCGCGUGCUUGCUUCGAAGAGCGUGUCGAGGGACUGCUGAAAGCCGUUGAUGGACAUGAGACCUGUUUAGCAACCAGUACUCUAGAUCGUCUUGUCAUCUCAACAGGCCUGCAGGUUCUGCCAGCUGAGCAUGGGUCGGGUGAAACGCCGCAUCUCUGGCAGGGACUUCGUCCCUGAGGCUAUAACUGGUAGGUGCAGCACAUGGAUUGUAAGAUCGUUCCUUCUUUUUGCGGCCUCCAAGAUGUUUGCUCGUUCGUUCAUAUUUCUUCUCUUUUGCUUAACUGUGCAAUUUGUGUACGUGUCAUCCUCUCCGCUCGUCGUCGAACGUGCAGCUUCGACAUGUUCUACCAAAGACAUCGCCACGGUCAAGCGUACAGUCUCGGACCCGGUAUACUUCUGUCAGUGGUGGCAACAAGAUGUACGGACUAGAUCACCAUUCAUGGAAUUCAGCGCGACCCAGGUCGACACUCUCUGCAAGUGUAUCUCCCCGGUGACAACCGGUGGUAAAUGCAAACGCAAGCGCAGGCGCUCCAACAUUGAAGAGAGAGCGGCUGCUGUUGUAGCUCGGUCUGCAGCCUCGUGUAGCGCAGAAGUCAGCGUACAGUUUACUCAGCCGUGGCGCUUCUGCACUUUCUACACCUCUUACCCGAGGACCACAUCGCCGUUCAAAAAGUACACUGCAUCGAGUCUUACUAGUCUUUGCAAGUGCGCAAUCACAAAGCCUGCUUCAACGACGAGUAAAAAGGUCACUACGACGUCCAAAAAGACCACUACAGCAUCUAACAAGGCUACUACCACGUCGAAGAAGGUCACUACGACAUCGAAGAAGAUUACAACAACAUCAAACAAAGCUACAACCACAUCGAAGAAAACAACAUCAUCUACGAAGGCGACGUCUGUUAAAACAACAGUAAAGCCUGUGACGACUAGUAUUAAGAGAGUCACGUCGACUAGCACAAGGAAACCCACUGUCACAAGCACGGUUAAGCCUUCGACCACUUCCAAAAAGGCAGUAUCUUCAAGCACGGUCAAGCCGUCAAGUACAACUUCCAAGCAGCCGACAUCGAGCACAAAACGAUCUCCAACAACAAGUUCGAGGAAAUAAGGUCGAAGACUCCGAUUUGCGUGGAGAUUAUAUCCUACAGUAGUCUUCGCCUUCACGAAAGACAUUAAUCCAGCAUAAUUGCCAAAUUGCACAGAUAAUACUCAACUAUUUCUUACUAUACUUUGAUCAUAGUAUAUACAAAAGUAUCUAUGUUCCCGUUAACAAUACACGAACCGUAACGAUAUCUAGCUAUUCAACAGAUCUUUUGUUAUCAAGGUGUCGGCAGGAUGGUCUUUACCUGCGUUGCUCGAGUACACGAGAAUAAAGGUCACGAUUGGGCGG
Aureobasidium subglaciale EXF-2481 is the source of this 1605-nucleotide messenger RNA. RefSeq lists its product as uncharacterized. Bases 349 to 1323 code for a protein of 324 amino acids. The transcript has 4 exons. NCBI's taxonomy places the organism in Eukaryota, Fungi, Ascomycota, Dothideomycetes, Dothideales, Saccotheciaceae. The record is from RefSeq and is a predicted model, not a curated record.